CCGGAAGUUUUCGCGGGGUGUGUCUGUCUUGUGUCUUGCUUCGUGGCAUUCCCCACCUGCUUGGCUUUCACCGGGGACUUUGAUUGAAAUAUAUUGCAGCCCAGUACAUUCUUACUGUCGUUGAAAGGAUCGGUGACUUAGAAAGAUGAAGGCUUUAAUCCUAGUGGGUGGUUACGGGACAAGGUUGCGUCCGUUGACACUGAGUAUCCCAAAGCCGCUUGUUGAAUUUGGGAACAAACCCAUGCUUUUGCAUCAACUUGAAGCUCUGGUUGAUGCUGGUGUGACCCACAUUGUCUUAGCAGUGAGUUACAGAGCAGAGCAAAUGGAGAAAGAGUUAGAAAGUGUUCAAAAACAGCUUGGUGUGAAGAUCUCCAUAUCCUUGGAGGAUGAGCCCCUUGGAACAGCUGGUCCUUUGGCCCUGGCCAGGGAUAUUCUCAGUGCUGACGAUGAUCCUUUCUUUGUGCUUAACAGCGACAUCAUCUGUGAUUUUCCAUUCAAAGACAUGGUUCUCUUUCACAAAAACCAUGGUCGAGAAGGAACCAUUGUUGUAACAAAAGUUGAUGAGCCUUCCAAAUAUGGUGUAGUGGUUUAUGAUGCAGAGAACGGACAGAUCCAGAGAUUUGUUGAAAAGCCUCAGGAGUAUGUCUCAAACAAAAUCAAUGCUGGCAUGUACAUAUUCAGUCCAUCCAUACUGAAAAGGAUAAAGCUCCAACCAACGUCCAUUGAGAAGGAAGUUUUCCCUUUCAUGGCUGGAGAAAGCCAGCUGUUUGCAAUGGAAUUGCAAGGUUUCUGGAUGGACGUUGGGCAGCCUAAAGAUUUCCUGACGGGAAUGUGCUUGUAUUUGACUUCCUUGAAACAGAGACAACCUGAAAAAUUGCACCAAGGCCCAGGAAUUGUGGGAAAUGUUUUGAUAGAUCCCAGUGCUAAAAUUGGCAACAACUGUAGAAUAGGGCCCAAUGUCACUGUUGGCCCAAAUGUGGUCAUUGAGGAUGGAGUGUGCAUCAAGCGCUGCACAGUUUUGAAAGAAGCACAUAUCAAGUCUCACUCAUGGUUGGAGUCAUGUAUUAUAGGCUGGAAGUGUGUAGUUGGGAACUGGGUACGUAUGGAAAAUGUGACAGUACUUGGAGAAGACGUCAUCGUAAAGGAUGAACUUUACAUCAAUGGUGGUCGAAUUUUGCCACACAAGUCUAUAGGAGAAUCCGUCCCAGACCCACAGAUCAUCAUGUAAUCGGUGUCGCCCAACCAUAUGCUCAGAAAUUCCUCUUGAAAUUCUCAUGUUUUUGUUGUUAAGUGUUUGCAGCUUGCCAUUGAAGUUCUAAAGGGAGGCUAAAUGCCAUUUUACCAAAAAUAUUUGAUGAUUUCAUCGGAAUCACCAGUGCAUAUUUGAUCAAAUGAAGUUCGAGCACUGAAGAGAAACUGGGACUGGAAGAAAAAUUAUAGGCAAUUUUAUCUCCCUACUCUAGUUCUAACUCUUGAUUAACUCCAGAUUUUUCCAGGUCUUUCUGUAAAUCCUUCCAGUGGCACGUAGCCUCUCUUUAAAGCUUUCCUCUUCAGUUGUCUAUCUCAUUGUCUUACCACAGGUUUUUACCUCGGAGAACUUUGAACACUUAACUCUUUUCACAUCAUAAUUAUCUAACUACUUAAAAGAGACAGUGUAAGGAGAAAACUUAUACAUAGAAAAUGAAUAGGGCCUACCUAAUUUUGGUCUUUCCAAAGGAAUGAAGCUUAAAAUGUUCAGAUACUUUGGGGUUUCAAUGUGAUUGAUGAAGAGAUAUUAUUGUUGAUAGAGCCAAGUUAAAUCUCAGCAAAGGUUCACUAAUCCUCAUAAUUUUAGUUUGACUUUCUGCCAUUACUAAGUAGAUCUGACUGUUGCCGAUAGGUGUAAUGCCAUUGUGUCCCUCAUAUUCAUAGAUGUAUGUAAUGAAAAAUAUCAAAGUAACUCGCAUUAAGUCUUCCAGGUGCAAUGAUCUGUGUUUUGACAUUAUUGCUUCCAUCAGCUUUUUAUUUUGACGGACAAUGCUUUGUUAUGAGAGACUUCAGUCGGUGGGCCAGAAUUUACUAUAUUAACUGGGAAAGAAUAAAUCAAAAUCAUCUUUAAGAAAUUUUGGAUUCAUUAUGAAAGUUAUUUGUGUUGGAACUAAAUUUAAGAAAUUUAUUUUUGUGCAUCGUUUGUGGGGUGUUUUUUUUAGUAAGUUAAUAUUUUUUGUAAGGAAGUUGUGAAUUUCUUAAGUAUUUAACAAUGAAUGUUUUGAUUUGAAAAAAAUGUGUACAUUAUCUAUUUUUACAAUGUUUUAGGCUUAUAAAAAUGUUUCCAGUGGUGUCAAUGUGAUUGGGAUGGGGGGGGGGUUGGGGUAUGCACGUUUUAAGGUGUUAUAAAAGUAUUUGCCAUCUCAAGAAUUCUAUUGCGUUGAAGUGCUGCUUUAUAACAAAAGUGCCUCUUCACAUCUUCCAUCGUUUGAAGUUCAUAUGGAGUGAAGAAAAUAAGUUGUGUGUUUCGUUUUCUUUUUUUUUUUAAUUUAUAGUAUGGAGGAUCAAAUGUACUAAGGAAGAGAGGGCAUGCUUUAAUUUAAAAUGAUUUUUAUUUCUUGCUAUGCAAGUGAAAGUGAGGUUAUUAUUGGUUUUUGUGCUCAAUCAUUACUUCUUACACAAGUGUGUAAACUUCUUCCUCAUUACUUUAACCAUGUUUUUCCAUAUGGGAAACUUGUUUAGAAAGUGUUAAUUACCUUUAUUGUUACAUCAAUUUUGCAUUUUUAUCAGCACUGUGUCUACAAUGUGAGUGUCUGAUUUGAGGGAUUUUUUGGUUUAAUUUCCGUGUCCAACCCACCACUUUUCAACAUUUCUGAGGAAAGCAUUUGAUUGAGGUUUUUCCUCUUCAGUUUUGUUCUUCAAUUUCAAUUUUCAUGCGAGUCGCUCGUGUAUGUUUCACAACCUUUUGACCUAUUCAGCAUGGGGUGAUUUUAAAAAUCAUUUUAUCUUUUGAGUGACCAUCUUGAGUUCAGCGUUUUGCUUGUUUUUAAUUUUGUGCAUUGUGAAGCCAUGUUAUGCUGUAUAGGAAAAAAAAUGUCCACUUAUAUUUUUUUUGUUAUUCAACUAUGAUUGAAGUAGCCUACUAACAAAUUUAGUGACUUUAUUAUGAAGAGGGAAUUUAAGAGGGACAUGUACAUUGUAUUAAAGUCAUGGUCAACAUUUAUUGUGGGAUAAUUUAUGGAUGCAUGUAAAGAAUGUCUUUAUAAAUUGUAACGAAGUCUGGAUGUAAUUGCACUACUGUAGAAAUUGUCCACAGCGGCCACCCAUUGUCAAGGAAAGAUGUGGUUCUCUUAGACAGGUGGAAGUCUUGGACAGUGUCAUUGUAAUGUUAUGAAACAACGCAAGAGGGGAAAUGGGAAGUGGUUGUUUGCACGGAAGUGAUUGUUUUGGACAGGGUGGUUGUUAGUGUCAGAGCAGGUUGAACUGUAUUGUUUUGAAAGGAUGGAGGAGUUGAAAGAAAAGGCAGAGCUAAGACUGAGAGAGUGGCAUUUUCAUGUUUAGACAGAGAUGAGUUUAAAAUAUAGGGAAAAUUUUGUCGUCAUGUCAGCUUUUGUCUCUUUGAAGAUAACAUUUCAAAUUCAAAAGCCUUUUGGGGUUUCAGUUCAACGUGUUUUGAAGUAUUUCUAUGGAGAAAGACAUUCCAUUCACUUGGGCACAUUCUUACAUUGCCAGUCUGCUGUCAUUUUUCAGCAUGACUGCUCUUUUGUUUGUUGAGAUGUGUGUGCAUGAAUUUUAUUGCAUACUUUGUGUGGAUAAAAUCAAAAUCUAGCCGAAGAAAGCGUGUGACUACCUCUCCUCAUUCACCAUAAACCCUGUGUGUUCUUGCAAAUGAAAAAUCCAUUUUGCUAAGUCAUAAUUAUGUGGUAGAAAGUUUUAGUGCGUGUAUUUUUAUAUAUGGGUCAAGCUGAUUGUUCGAGAUUGAGUUCAGCUCUUAGGAAAAAAUUCUUAGGUUUUCAUUUCAGGAGCAAGGCACUCCACUCUUGAUCUUAUUCUAUAACAAAUCCAAAAUCCAGAAUGCCAGGAAAGUUGAGUGAGUGCCCACCCGUGAUUGUUGUGAUAGAGAAUAUAUGAUUCAUGUGAUGUAAGCUGUUGUGUGUUGAAUACAUUUUUCCAAAUCCAUUGAAAUGGUUCAGGAAUUACCUGUUGUGUUGUUGUAGGUGAAGACAGCGUUUGUUUGAAUCAAGAUAGGGUACGUACAUAUAUAUAUAUAUAUAUUGGUUUUUAAAAGUUAUUAUGCCAGGGUCCUUUUAAAGACUCAAAUGCUGUUCAGUUGUGACGAAUAAGCAGCGGUGUAAAUAAGUUGUCAUUUUAUAUAAUUUUCAGAGUGAAUUUUAAAACCCAUGUCUGAUGAGACAUUUUUGGGGAAUUAUUUUUUGUAAUGGUCAAGCGUACACAGAACCUUAUACUAUACUACAUACUACAGACACAUGACAUUUAGAGGGAAUAAUUAACAAAAUGUCAAAGGGCCUUUUAUUUGUGUAUUCUUUGAUUAGUGAGAUCUGUACAUGUACUUACUGAAAAUUUAAAAAAUGUAGUGUUCUUUCUAAGAAAAAGCCCCAAUACAAUUGGAUGCACAACAUCAGGAAGCCGAUUGGUUCAUUAUAUCUUACUUUACUACCUUAUAGAUUUACCUGUGCAUUUAUUUGUGGCUUAUAAAGUAACUCAUCCUUUCUGCAGGGCUUCUUUCUCUGUGUUAAUGUGCUGGCAGUCAUACUACUAGAAAAAUAUGAUUGCAUGAACUUUGAAUUUUAUUUUGUGACACCUAAUAGUAAUAAUACUUGAGGGUCAGUGUGAUAUGGGUUUAAGUAUUAUUUGCAUUUGUCACAAUUUCUGUUUCGAUCAAUAUUUUAGUUUUGGAAAACUAAUUGUACCAUUACCCAGUGUGUUGAUUUUCAUAGCAGUUCUCCAAGACCCUGUUAUGGUGGCUGAACUUUUUUUUUUCAAAAUCUCUUUUUUCAUUGUUUUUGUGUCAGUAAAAAAAUGUUAUGAAAAUGUGUAGAUAUCUAGAUUUAAAAUAGAGCAACAUUUGCAGAGAUUAAGGUGACAACUUUUAAGAAUUCUUAAAGUAGUAAAAGUUCAAGUUCAAAGGCACAUUUAGAGACAUUUCUGUGGUCUUCAGUUGAAUGUAACUCAUAACAUAUGCAUUCAUUUUUGCAGUUUGUUGAAAGUGAAAUUUGGAAACGUUUUAUUUCAGUUUUAUCACCAUGAAAUGGUUGGUUCAUAAAUUUGCCAUAUAUUUUUUUACAAAUUGUGGUAUGUUCUUUGUGAGAAAGGUUUUUGAGUCAUAUCUACAUGACUAUGUGUAUGUAAUUUAUCAUUUAUUGUCAGUAUGACAAUGAUGUGUGUCUGUGCCAAACUGUUUCAAAUUCGUGUAUAUAAAAGUAUGAUUUAUUUUGUUCCAUGAAAUUGAAUUGAAAAUAUACUUGUUCGUAUGUGGAAUGCUUUUUGAUAGCAAUUUUCAAGUUUCAGUCUCUGCUUUUAUUUUUGAGUAUCAUUGACCACUGAAAAGGUUGUUUUAAAAAUGUUACAAACUUCAAAAGACGCGGCAUGUUUCCAUUUGGUUAAUAUGGGCAGUGCCAUAAACGUCUGCGUGCUCUUGCUUUGAGUUAAGUGCACUGUCAUACCCAGCAAUAUAAUUUCAACCAUCGUGUACUGACUACAGUUGAAGUUCAUGUAGUAUAAUAAUUUCAAUUUCAACCGUUGCAUUGUGACCGCAAUUGAAGUUCAUGUAGUGUUAUUUCAGUUUCAACCUCUGCAUCCUAACACUGAAUGCUAGUCUGAUACAUUUAGGGUGCAAUAGAAAUAUUUUCCAAACUUUUAUGUUUUCUCAAAAAGAAAUUUUCCAACUAUCAACUUUGUAACUUAAUAAUCCCCAAAAAUCAUUUGACCAAUUUUCAACCUUUUCUACACAUUUAAUAUGCAUGGUCAGUCAGAAGACGCACCUAAAAAAAAAUCAAGUCAUACUUAAUCAGAUUUGCAGACUGCAACUGCAUGUUUUAAGACUUCUUUGGUUUCAUUUUGAUUUCAAUCUGUAAAUAAAGAGACUAGCAAAAGGUUAACGUACGGUUGAAAUGAUUGUGGGAUGAAAUAUCAAUAAAAUUUAUUAAUUUGGUAGUCUUUCUCUUG
Molecule: messenger RNA, 6153 nt
Organism: Aplysia californica (California sea hare)
Lineage: Eukaryota; Metazoa; Mollusca; Gastropoda; Aplysiida; Aplysiidae
Product: mannose-1-phosphate guanyltransferase beta
Exons: 10
Coding region: 146-1228 (360 amino acids)
Biological process (GO): cell wall mannoprotein biosynthetic process; GDP-mannose biosynthetic process
Cellular component (GO): cytoplasm
Molecular function (GO): GTP binding; mannose-1-phosphate guanylyltransferase (GTP) activity
Source: RefSeq, a predicted model, not a curated record